AUGGCUACUAUCACAAUUUUGAUUCGGCAUUCCGGAAAAUGGAGCGAAGAGAAUUGCUAUGUAGAAUAUAGCAUUGACGGGAUAGUGUUGAAGGAAUAUGCUUCGUAUUCUGAUUUAGUUGAUUUGAUUUCGGUACAAUUGAACGUCGAUCUUACAAAAAAGUGUAUCAAAAUCAAAUACACUGUCGAAGGUAACAACACGCCUAUGGAAAUACGUAACGACAUGGGUGUGUGCGUAUAUGUUCAGUUGAAAAAGAUCAACACUCAAUUUGGAGUAUAUCCAUUGUGUGUAAGUAUUUUUGAUAUUGAUAUAGUAUAUUCCGAUUCUGGAGAAACUUCUAUUGAAGGUGAUGUGUUGCAACUUGAAUACAAUCAAGAAUUAAUUGGUACGAAUGAUACAUUACCAAUUGUCCCAACACUUGGCGAUCAACCAGUAGAUGCAUUUGAUGUUGGAAAUGAUUUAAUAAUUACGAACAGAUCGCAAAAGGAGAUAAUGAUUGAUCAGAUAUACAUGGAUAAGUCGACAUUGAAGGAUGUGAUGGAAAAGUAUUCAACCGAAAAAAGGUUUAAAUUCUUGGUGGAGAGGUCAAACUCUAUAAGCUAUACUCUUGUAUGUCAAUCUAAAGAAUGCCCAUGGCUGAUGAAAGCGUCAAGUAUUAACAAGUCGAAGAUGUUCAGAAUUAGAGUUUUUAACUCUGAACAUACAUGUCCUUUAAAGGAUGGGGUGCAUUCAGAUUGUCGUGCAACAAGUGGAUUGAUUGGAGGAAUAAUCGCACCUAAAUUGAGAAAUCACAAGAGAAAGUACACUCCAAAUGAUAUCAGGGAUGACGUUAGAUUGGACUUGGGUAUUGAUAUUAACUACAUGUUGGCAUGGCGAGCAAAAGAGAAGGCAUUAGAAUCGAUAAUGGGGCAACCAGCUGCGUCUUAUGGGAAGCUACCUAGAUACUUGUAUACCUUGGAUAAGACAUACCCUAGUUCACAUAUUCGAAUGAAGAAAACGCCUGAGAACGAAUUCUUGUAUGUGUUUAUAGCGUUGCAUGCUUUUAUAAAGGGAUUUGAUCAUUGUAGGCCAAUUGUUGUUGUAGAUGCCAGCCACCUUAAAUCAACAUAUACUGGAGCAUUCGUAUCAGCCAGCACUUUAGAUGGAGCAGGGAAUAUAUUACCUUUGGCAUACAGAGUUAUUGAUUCAGAAAAUGAUGCUUCUUGGACAUGGUUCUUUGAACAAUUCAAAGAAGCUUAUGGUGAAAGAGAGAAUAUGUGUGUGGUAUCUGACCGACAUAAUAGCAUAAUAAAGGCUGUAUCUAUUGUAUACAACAAUAUCCAACAUUACGCCUGCAUAUGGCACUUGUGGGCUAAUGUAUGCAAGAAUUUUCGAAAAGCAAAUGAGCAAUUAAGUGAAGUAUUCUACACUAUGGCAAAAGCGUAUACUCAAACUGAUUUUGAUAAGCUAAUGAAAAGAGUUGAGCAGUUUGAUGUAAGGGUGAAGAACUACUUGGAGUUGGUUGGAUAUGAGAAGUGGGCAAGGUUGUAUGCACCAGUUCCUCGUGGUUGGGUGAUGACGUCGAAUAUUGCAGAGUGCAUCAAUUCGACGUUGGUAGCAGCAAGAGAAUUACCAAUAUUUGACUUUCUUGAACAAGUGCGCUUGAUGUUUGCUAGAUGGAAUUGCACAAAUCGAAAAAAUGCAUCAUGUACUUUCACACUACUUGGGAAGAAGUUUCAGGAAAUGCUUGUGCUUAAUGAAUCAAAAUCUGGGCGUAUGACGGUUGUCCCGUCAACUGAUUACAUUUAUUCAGUAAGUGAUGAAGGGAAGAGUUAUAUUGUAUGCUUGGAAAAGAAGACUUGUAGUUGCAACAGGUUUCAAGUUGACGGAAUACCGUGCGCACAUGCGUGGAGGGUGUUGAACAAAAAACACAUGCUUCCAGAUGAAUAUUGUUCAGACUUUUACAAGCCAGAAACAAUAUUGAGAACAUAUGAAGUGCCUGUGUAUCCUCUCCCUGACAAAAGUGAAUGGAAUAUACCUGAACACAUUGAUACCGAAGUUGUGUUGCCACCAAAAUACAAGCGACCUCCAGGAAGGCCAAAGAAGCAACGGGAGAAGUCAUUUAGCGAGUUUAGCAAAAGGAAGGGUACCAAUUCUUAUAGUACAUGUGGACAGCGUGGUCAUAAUAGGCGUUCAUGUCGAACUGCAACAUGGAAUGCAUAG
Molecule: messenger RNA, 2202 nt
Organism: Solanum stenotomum
Lineage: Eukaryota; Viridiplantae; Streptophyta; Magnoliopsida; Solanales; Solanaceae
Exons: 4
Coding region: 1-2202 (733 amino acids)
Molecular function (GO): zinc ion binding
Source: RefSeq, a predicted model, not a curated record